This is a messenger RNA of Fimicolochytrium jonesii, 3879 nucleotides long. Its product is annotated as enhancer of polycomb-like-domain-containing protein. The coding region runs from base 193 to 3639 and encodes 1148 amino acids. The transcript has 7 exons. Lineage: Eukaryota; Fungi; Chytridiomycota; Chytridiomycetes; Spizellomycetales; Powellomycetaceae. The record is from RefSeq and is a predicted model, not a curated record. Gene Ontology annotation, cellular component: piccolo histone acetyltransferase complex. Gene Ontology annotation, biological process: regulation of transcription by RNA polymerase II.
GUUUAAUUAGACAGCACGCAGACGAAGCAAACAACGACGACUGCAGCACGGACCAGUUCGGUGAUUUCGCCACGACAAGAGUACAACAUACCCCCAUACACUGCUAGCGCUCUCGGACCACACGACGGCGACGAGUCUCAUGAGGUUGUCCAAAAAGUAAUCUCGCGACAUUCCCAUUAGGAGACGCCCGGCAUGGUGUCCGAGCCCUUGAGCGGCCUCAGGUCGCGGACCUCUGUCAAGAAGGCCAUGCCCGUGUGGCGCUACCACGAGGUACCGGACCUCGACGAGUCCGCGUCCCUUAGUAGAGCGCUCUUGCAAGUAGCAACCGGCGUCGAAAAGGAAGAGGAGGAGGAACACCAUCUUCAAGCCGCUCUUAUUGCCAGUCAUCAACCUGGGCACAAACGUGAACAGGUCAUCAUCCCAACUCCCGACGCCUCCCGCCUGAUCCCCGACUACAGCAAGUACUACUCCAGCAAUUAUGAACAACCAUCAACGACAAUUCGCUUCUCGGCUACUCUCGAAAAUGUCAUCGGGAUACCUUAUAACCUGGAUGAUGUGGACUACGAGUUUCUAGCGGAAUACCGGUCGAAAAUCGAAUCUGGCGCUAUUUCUGCAGACGACGCGAUCACAGAUGAGGAGUUUGAGCUCAUCAUGUAUUUCUUCGAAUUGGCCGGUGACGACAAGGUAUCCGGUGAACCCCCAAGCCUGGAUGAAUGUCGCGGAUUUUUCGAAGGCAGGAAAUUUGAUCUGCUGGCGCGGUGGGGCGCAAUAUCACAUAUAUACCCCCAUUGGCGACGGCGGCGUUAUGUUCUUCGCGGCGGAACUUCUAUCCAGCCCAAGCUCAAGCUCUCGGCAGAUUGGUUGGGGAAAGCUGACGACGACCCAUAUGUUUGCUUCAGACGAAGGGAAGUCAAGUCCGUGCGAAAGGCUCGUGGCGCUCGGGCGGAUUCAGUGUCUCUCGACAAACUGCGACGUCUCCGGGACGAGAUGGAUCGGGCUAAGCAAAUCUUGGAACUGAUCACCAACCGGGAAGCGGCCAGGAAAGAGAGUAUAGUGCUGGAGCACUUGAUCUUCGAACAACGUGUCCUGGUCCGAAGGUUGAAAAAGAAGCUCGGCAUCGUAACAUCCGAAAAGGAAACCGACCUUAGUCCAGAUAUGCGCAGGCGAAAGAAGCGGUCGGAAGAUGGCCGGGACGAUGUCGUCAAGAAAAUCCGGAUACCAGCGGGAACGCUUCGCAAUGCCGCACAUGUUAUUUCUGCCAUCGAAAGUAAAUUGCAUGAAGCUGCUGCAGAUGUGGAAUCCGCAACUGCGGAAGGAAGAGCCCGGCGAAAGAAGAUGCUUGAGGAGAGUCAAGGAUGGAUAGACAUCACUGAGUACCCGUACUUUCCACCGCCAAAGGCUGUUGCAACCCAGUGCUGGCGUUCUAGCGUUCCUGGUGCUCGUGUUCUCUGGGACGACCAAUUGGAAGAGGAAGGCGACGUGGACCUUACGGUUCCGUAUGGGCGACAGCGAGUGGGUCGCGGAGGGCGGCUCUUUCUGGACCGACAUGUGAAACAGCGGGUCUGGUUGAGAAGGCAUGGUGGAAAGAUUAUGCCUAUCCCGUCCCCGUCCUCGAGUCGAUCGAAACGUCAUUCACGCUCUGGUGACUUUAUGCACGAUCUGUCAUCGGGAACUCAACGUUGGCGCUUUGACACGAGCGACGACGAGGUUGAAGAACCCAUCGUAGAGAUGGAGGAAACUGCAGAUCAACUGGCGUAUCGGGUGUUUACCGUUGGCCCCAAGACAGAGGAGGAGAUUUUCUCGUUGAUGGGCAAACCAGCACAUCCAGAUCAGGCAACGCCUCGCCCUUCUACUGCUGCACAACGCGCAGAGGAAGCGCAGGUAGCUCCCCCGCAGGUGGUUCGCCCUCAAAAUGCGGCACAUCUGGCUGCAUUAGGCGCGAACGGGUUGAAAAAGCGGCCAUCGAAACCUUCAGAACCGCCGCCAAAACUGCCACCUGCAGUCGCGGCUGCUCAGAAGAGGCGUGCGCCAGAUGGCUCGGAUCCCAAAGCCGUCAUCAUCAAAGCCAUGAUGCAACAGGCGCAGCGACAAGCUCAACAGCAGCAGCAGCAAUUUCAGCAAUUGCAAGCCCAGCAGCAAUCUGGCACACCACAACCACAAACACAGCAAUCCGUUCCCUCCGUUCCCAUCCCAACCGGGCCACGCACCUCCAUCUCCAUCCAAUCGUCUUCACCAGCACCAGCGCCAUCAACCGGAACGCCAGCGCCAACGUCCCCACAACCUCAGCGCCCAGGACCGCCUGCUACGCAGCCUGCAGUCCCUCAACCGGUCAUGCCUCUGAAUGUCACCGCAUCGUCCCCGGCGAGGGGUCAUGCAAGUUAUAUUCCAGCAGCGAACUCCGGCGUGCAGGCGCAGACGUCCACGCCGAGUCAAGCUCUCAUGGCGGCUUCAGCUGCACAGCAACCCCCACAGGCCAUGUCGAGCUUAUCUGCCACGGCAAUGAAUAAUGCGUAUCGCCAGCAGCAAGCUCGGCAAGUGACCCCUAAUCAGAUACAGCUACUUCGCCAACAACAACAGCAGCAGCAGCUUAAUAUUAUGCGUCAACAGCAGCAGCAAGGACAUCAAGUAUCGCAACAGCAAACAUCCCAGCCGCCGCAAAUGGGGUACACUCAGUUCUCUCAACCUCCGCAGCAAUCAUCGCCAACCUCCCUACCACCCAACAGCGCGUCCGGCCUGGCCUCCCCAAGCGCAAACAACAUCAGCGCCCAACAACUCCUAUACUAUCAACAGCUGAAUAGUCCGGCAACACAGCUCGCUGUCCAGCAGCAGCAGAUGCGUGUCCAAGCCGCAUUGCAGAUGCCUCGCUUAAAUCAGGCGACUCUAGCGGGUUUAGCGAACGGCACCAUCUCAACAGCACAGUUACAAGCUUAUCUAGCACAACAACAACAACAGCAGCAGACGCAGCAGCAACUUUUGCAGCAUGGCUCAACACCGGCCAACCUUGCACUUCAACAACACCUCAUGAAUCAGCAAAAGGCAAAGGCGGCAGGGAUGCCUGCAGCAUCGGGAGUCACAACCCCUGUGCUCAAUGGGUCGCUCGCGGGAUCCUAUAACGGAUCGCCGUACAGUACCGCGGCGAGCUCGGUCGCUUUGGCAGAGAUCCCCGCCAGUUUGCCCCUGUCGAACGGUAUCCCUACAUCUGCGCAAAUGCUCACCUCGACGAUGCAGCAACAGUUCCAGGCAAUGCAAUCGUUACAGUCACAAACCCCGCAGCAGCUGUACGCGUCAAACCCGCAAUUGAUGCAGCAGGCCCAAGCCCAGCUCCUCUCCCGACAGCUACAAGGCUCGCACCAUCAUGUUGCAAAUAUGCAGCAAGCCCUUGCCCAAUCGCCAAUGCAGCUUUCCUCGCAACAGCAGCGCCCCACUGCGAACGGCACGCCCACUCCGUCCAACGCGGCAAGUCCCGCCAUGUCGACGGCCACCCCCACCAUCAACACGACCCCUUUACCCACGGGAGGAGCAACUGACACCGGGUCAAGCGAUAAAGAAAAUGGCCCUGGUCCAGCAAUGGUCGGGACUGAACACUCUGCCAUGUCGAUGUCACCACAUAUUCCAACCACUCAAAAAACGGCCGCGUAGCACCCCUCUGCAAUGCCUUGGAGCUUAUCGCAGACGAUCAGGGGUGGAUGUCUGUAUUCAAUGCUUUGCACAUUGUUCUUUGAGAACAGGCCAAGCGCUACAGGCCCUACGACAUCCUGCCCCAUUCAAAGGUCAUACGUCCCCCGGCAUGCCCUCCCUGUAUCUAUAUUCGCUUACCCUGCACGAUACCGGCGGCCGGUUGUGUGACCGCGGACCCUUUCGUCGUUUUGACACGGUUAA